Molecule: messenger RNA, 2722 nt
Organism: Gallus gallus (chicken)
Lineage: Eukaryota; Metazoa; Chordata; Aves; Galliformes; Phasianidae
Gene: CSNK2A2
Product: casein kinase 2 alpha 2
Exons: 11
Coding region: 236-1288 (350 amino acids)
Biological process (GO): protein phosphorylation; regulation of chromosome separation
Cellular component (GO): nucleus; protein kinase CK2 complex; cytosol
Molecular function (GO): ATP binding; protein serine/threonine kinase activity
Source: RefSeq, marked provisional
GCCGUUUCCGGGUCGGCUGCGCGGCGCUCGGGGCCGGCCCAGGCUGCAGCCGCCGGCACCGGGCCCCGGCCUCGGCUCAGCUCCGCGCCCGCCGCCCCGGGCCGGCCCCGCCCCGCCCGGCCUGGCCCUGCCGCCGCCCGCCGCCGCCCUCCUGCGCGCCGCGCCCCGCCUCGCCGGCCUCCCGCGCCGGCCCCGCGCCCUCCUCCUCCUCCUGCGGCCGCCGCCCGGCGCCGCCAUGCCCGGCCCGGCCGCCGGCAGCCGGGCGCGGGUGUACGCCGAGGUGAACAGCCUGAGGAGCCGCGAGUACUGGGACUACGAAGCGCACGUCCCGAGCUGGGGCAACCAGGACGACUACCAGCUGGUGCGCAAGCUGGGGCGCGGCAAGUACAGCGAGGUCUUCGAGGCCAUCAACAUUACCAACAACGAGAGGGUCGUCGUCAAGAUCCUCAAGCCAGUGAAGAAAAAGAAGAUAAAACGUGAGGUUAAGAUUCUGGAGAAUCUGCGUGGUGGCACCAACAUCAUUAAUCUCAUUGACACUGUCAAGGAUCCAGUGUCAAAGACCCCUGCUCUGGUGUUUGAGUACAUCAAUAACACAGAUUUUAAGCAACUGUACCAGAUCCUGACAGACUUUGAUAUUCGGUUUUAUAUGUAUGAGCUGCUGAAGGCCCUGGAUUACUGUCACAGCAUGGGGAUCAUGCACAGGGAUGUCAAACCCCACAACGUCAUGAUAGACCACCAGCAGAAAAAGCUGCGGCUCAUAGACUGGGGUCUGGCAGAAUUCUACCAUCCAGCUCAGGAAUACAAUGUCCGUGUGGCCUCUAGGUACUUCAAAGGACCGGAGCUCCUUGUGGACUACCAAAUGUAUGACUACAGCUUAGACAUGUGGAGUUUAGGCUGUAUGCUGGCAAGCAUGAUCUUCCGAAAGGAGCCUUUCUUCCACGGACAGGACAAUUAUGAUCAGCUGGUUCGCAUCGCAAAGGUCCUGGGCACAGAUGAGCUGUAUGGGUAUCUCAAGAAGUACCACAUAGAACUGGACCCACACUUCAAUGAUAUCCUGGGCCAGCAUUCCCGGAAGCGCUGGGAGAACUUCAUCCACAGUGAGAACAGACACCUUGUCAGCCCUGAAGUCCUAGACCUCCUGGACAAGCUCCUGCGAUAUGACCAUCAACAGAGGCUGACGGCCAAGGAGGCGAUGGAGCACCCCUAUUUCUAUCCAGUGGUGAAGGAGCAGUCCCAGCCCAGCUCAGAAAAUGCUGUGCUCUCCAGUGGCCUGACAACAGCACGAUGAAGACUGGAAAACGACGGGUAAUUCAAGAUGUUUACAAAUAAAAGCAAAACCUUCGGUCACACAGUGAAGGGAAAUGAACCAAGGACCCCCCCCUUCCCCUCCCCUUUAUACUCGGCAGAAAUCUAACCUUUGGGGGGGGGGGUCAUAAACCUCAGUUCCUCUCUGGUGGUUGUGGUUAAUGUAACUCUAACCCUGUGGUACCAAAGCCCUGGGCAAACGGUCUUGCAAGAGUUAAACAUGUAGUGAUAUCCCCAGGGCUCAACACGACUGAUUCUGGUUCACAUCUCUAUGGAUCCUUCUCUUCCUUCUCUGUCCAGCCUUCCCCACUGUGCUGGUGGGGACAAAUUGGCCGUUCCACCAUCAGUCCUUAGCAUGCCUCUUUCUAAACAUGCCUUUCUGACUUGUAGUCUCUGGGUGAACCAAAUUCAGGCUGGGGGUCAGCAGGUGCAACUCUGCUUUGAGCUCCACAUCCUACUGCUCACUCUGGGCUUGAAUUUGGCCCUUGAAUCCCAGUUUUAAUUGCAAAUGCCAGGGCGUUGGGAGGGGAGGGGGGAGGUUCAACAAAACGCAGCCCACAAACCCAGCAGCACCUCAGGAUUGGGCCGGAGCAUUAAAAAUAAGGCACUGAUCUGAGUUGCUGGGGAGAGGUGAGACUCCCCCCUCCAGGUGUGUUUGACAAAGGCUCGCUCUGAAGAGAAACUCAAUAGACCUGCUUUGGAAACUUGUGAAUGUGAGGGCUGCUUUUGUGGCAGGAGAGGGGAGGUACUAUCCAGACUUUCCCACCGAGCUCAGGAGAGUCAGAACUGCAAGACUUCUUGUGAUAGGUGUGCAACCACGUACCUCAUGACGUGGCUCCCAUGAGAAUUCGUGCCAGAUGCAGACUUGUGUGCGGUUCAAUCCAGCGCCGCAGGACAGAGGAGCGGAACGGGGGCCUGGGAGGAGAGCAUGGGGUGGGGAAGGAUCAGCAAACAGCGGUGUAGUCUGUCGGGGAGGGGGCUGUGCAACUACUGAUCCGGGACUAUGGGUUCCCACGUAGUGUUUUAACAAAGUCAGCCACUUGUUGAAUUCUGGGGUGCCGAUCCUGUUGUGGGGGGUGGGGGGGUUCGUCUCGCGGGUUCUUUCAUCAGAUCCCUUGAUGGCUUUAUAGCCCCACGAUUCACAGUUGCCUCCUCUACUUGUUCUGUGUGUGAUUUCAUCAAGUGGUUCUGGUGAUGCUCAAACCUACAAGCUGGAGAUAGUGUUUUCCCACCAGCACCUAAACACAGAAUUUCCUUCUGCGGCAUUGUCGAAAUAGUUAAUUUUUUAUAAGGUUGCAAUGUUUCUAUUUGAAACAUCUGUUUACAUUCCAUAUUCCAAUAAAGUUCUAUUGGCAUCGAUAGCAGGUCAAUCCAUUUGUAUAAUUCACUGAAACCAAUAAAUAUCUAUACGUCUGAA